AUGCAGACACUUCAUCCCCUGAUUUCAGAAAUAUCCCAUUGGUUGCUACAGUUUCUCUGCACGCACAGACCAAUCAGCUCGCACCCAACAAUUGUUCAACCAAUCAUGAUCGCAAUAUUACUGAAGCCCACCAAAGUUGUGUUUUCACAUAAAAAAGAAGGAGGAUCUUCUGAAGAACUCAGAACGGUGGUGGCAUACCAGAAUCCAUUCACAGGAGACUACUGCGUUCACAAGAGCCGCCUCGGCGCAAAUGGUUAUGUGAACAACCUACAGCCUGACUCUCCCGACAGUGGAGUAUCGGAUGAGUAUGAGCCUUUGAACCCAGAGACUAUGUCUCCCCGGCCGAGCCUAGCACAUGUAAAGCACGAAAAGAUGCCAAAUGGAGUGUUGGCUGUACCUGUACCUCAGCCUGAACCGGAGGUGAAAAUCCCUAUAAGCUCAGAUUAUGAAGACAACAGCCUCAACAAGACCUGGAACUGGAACUACAAGGAGUAUCAAAUUUAA
Messenger RNA from Arctia plantaginis, 504 nucleotides. Lineage: Eukaryota; Metazoa; Arthropoda; Insecta; Lepidoptera; Erebidae. The record is from the annotation of a GenBank genome assembly.